Molecule: messenger RNA, 2745 nt
Organism: Sinocyclocheilus rhinocerous
Lineage: Eukaryota; Metazoa; Chordata; Actinopteri; Cypriniformes; Cyprinidae
Product: integral membrane protein DGCR2/IDD-like
Exons: 10
Coding region: 275-1813 (512 amino acids)
Cellular component (GO): membrane
Molecular function (GO): protein binding
Source: RefSeq, a predicted model, not a curated record
AUGGGACGGUGGCGGAGCCAUCUUGUUUUAUAUCCGUCCUAAGCCCGUUGGAAGCCAGAGGAAACAGCCAUGGAAUAUGACACUAUAUCCCGACCCUAGCCAACUGAAAUCAACACAUCCGAGUACCGAAGCUUAUUUCUGAUCGACGGAAUAUACACAGCACGCGGAAUCUGCUGUUCGUUGUGAUUUAUUUCUCCACAUCGGCGGCUGCUGCUUUAACUGCAUUUUCUCUCGCACAUUUUCUCCGGUGUAAGAUACUAUGAAUGGAGGAUAAAUGUUGCCGAAGGCUGACAGCGGUGGUUUUGUGCUUCUCCUCUUCAUUCUGACAAUAACAGAUCCGUCACGGACAGGUCCACGGCUCGCUCUGGCCAGACUGUUGUCAGACCUGCGCUGCAAUCCUGGCCAGUUUGCCUGCCGGAGCGGAAAAAUGCAGUGCAUCCCUCUGUCCUGGCAGUGUGAUGGAUGGACGGCCUGUGAGGACAAAAGCGAUGAGAUAGAUUGCCCUAGGAAGUGUCCGAGCGGCUGGCACCACUAUGAAAAGACAGCCAGCUGUUAUAAAGUCUACCUGAGGAGCGAGAACUACUGGCAGGCGGUGGAAACCUGUCAGAAGGUCAACGGCUCCCUCGCGACGUUCGGCACCAAUGAAGAGCUGCAGUUCAUCCUCAAGAUCGAGGUGGACUUCGACGAGAACGUGUGCGAGCGAAAGGACCAGUGCAAGUUCUGGGUGGGAUAUCAGUAUGUGAUUACCAACCAGAAUCAUUCGCUCGAGGGCCGCUGGGAAGUGGCGUAUAAAGGGUCCAUGCAGGUGUUUUUGCCUCCGGAGGGUCUGGCUAAUUUGGGCAAGGCGAACCCAACCCAGGAUAACGUGUUCUGCGCCCAGCUGCAGCGCUUUCAGAUCAAGAGCAUGAACGAGCGGGGCUUGCACAGCUGGCACGCCGAAAACUGCUAUAAAAAAUUCCCCUUCCUCUGCAAGAGAAGACAAACGUGUGUGGACAUUAGAGACAACGUGGUGAACGAGGGCUAUUAUUUCACGCCUAAAGGGGACGACCCGUGUCUGAGCUGCACGUGCCACGACGGCGAGCCGGAGAUGUGUGUGGCCGCCCUGUGUGAGCGUCCGCAGGGCUGCCAGCAUUUCCGCAAGGACCCUAAAGAGUGUUGCAAGUUCACAUGCUUGGAUCCCGACGGCAGCAGUCUGUUUGACUCGAUGGCGAGCGGCAUGAGGCUCAUCGUGAGCUGCAUCUCGUCCUUCCUUAUCCUCUCGCUGCUGCUCUUCAUGGUGCACAGACUGAGGCAGCGCCGGCGGGAACGCAUCGAAACCCUCAUUGGAGGAAACCUGCAUCAUUUUAAUCUGGGUCGGAGGGUCCCUGGCUUUGACUACGGGCCGGAUGCGUUCGGGACGGGCCUGACGCCUCUGCACCUCUCUGAUGAUGGUGAAGGUGGAGCGUUCCACUUCCAGGAGCCUCCGCCCCCUUAUGCUGCUUACAAAUACCCAGAUAUCCACCACCCCGACGACCCUCCUCCUUCAUAUGAGGCCUCCAUCAACCCAGACAGCAUCCUCUACAUGGACCUCAGACGGACCGGGGUUCCGCUCGCGACUGGUCACAUGAGCGGCGCCGCCGCCGCCGACUCUCUCCAGAGGGAUUUCCCCGGGCCUGCGCUCCCCGCCUUGCUGCCGCCCCUGGAGGAGCGCGAGGACUCCAUCGACAGCAGCACCCUGCUGGUGUCUCCGGACACCCCCAACGAAUCAGAGAGCAGCAUCACGCAGAGCUCCACGGCAGACUGCAGCGGCCCCUCGCUCAGCACCGUGGUGUAGGGUACGUGUCCAGACUGCGCUCUACUACAUGUUGGAGGAUGUAGGACUCGAGGAAGAUUUCCUGUUCAGAGCAAAGACUUCAGACACGAACCAAAAGACGAUUGUUUGGGGGGUUUUAUUCAGCGUUUUUUCAGCUUGAGCGUCACAUGUAAAUACUUCCGUCGGCCAUCGGUUGAUGUCGUGGAGGGCCGACAGAGCACCUCUCUCUGAGGUUUACACUGGCAUGUGUCGAUCACCACACUUUGAACGAAUGAACCGGUCGACGAACAGACUUUUUAGGCCUUAGUGGUGUAAUCAAGACGACCUGACGUUCUCACUGGAAUCGUGUCCCACACACUGACUCUUUCCUGGCACAAAGAAGCUAUUUUUCCUUGACUCAUUACUGCUCUGUCUAAACCGACCCUUGGGUGGUCGUCUCUACGGGAAGGAUCCGUUUAGACGUGAGCGGUACCAUGUUACCAGGAGUUCUGUGACAUCUGGUUUUUACAUUUUCUGUCUGUCAGAUCAGUAGCACAAACUCAAAAAACGAAGAAAAAAAACCCAUUUGAUUCGAGGUACGAGUUUCAGCCUUUUUUAAGUGUCCUGCUGUGGCAUGGUGAUGCAAAUCCAUCGCCUCGUUUUUGGAAAAGAAUGUCAGAAGCGUUUGAGAGUCCUUUGGGAGGUGAACUUUGUCGAAAAACGGAUUUAGGUGUGAUCAACGUCACAUUUGCUCAAGUCUAAAAGGGUGAAUCUCAUGACAGCUGUGAAGAAAUUACCAGUUUUUACCGAAAGAAAAAAAUAAGAGAUUAUAUUUUGCAUAGAAGCUGAUUCAACCAUGCAUCAUUACUUAAAAUAUUCAGUGGUCCACAGUAUUUCAAACACAUCUCGUUUAUUUCAUGACUGUAAUGCUGAAAUUUUUUUUUUAAUUAAAUUUAAAAAUAACGUACUUGUGC